Molecule: messenger RNA, 696 nt
Organism: Angiostrongylus costaricensis
Lineage: Eukaryota; Metazoa; Nematoda; Chromadorea; Rhabditida; Metastrongylidae
Source: the annotation of a GenBank genome assembly
AUGGCGGAACACUUUGCGACGAAAGAGUUAACAGAAUUAGCAAUAAAAAGUUGGUUCUGUGCAGCUGACAUAAAUGCACCAAGUGGAUGCGGUAGGACACUAACAGCUACCACCUCCUAUCAAACGCUUGAGGACACCGUGGGUGAGAGAGGUGCACGUAAUGCAAAAGAUGAGUUUACGAUGUGCCACUAUUGGAUUAAGGGACCAGCUGGCUCAACGAUCGAGGUGAUACUUGAUGAGUUCUCGCACGGCGUGUCUAACGAUGGCUGCAAUUAUGCUGGAGUUGAAAUUAAAACAGGAAGUGAUAAACGUCGUACUGGUUACAGAUUCUGUUCUCCAAGAUUUGCUGGAACAUCCUUGGUCUCUACGCACAAUAUCGUCCCUAUAAUUACAUUCAGCAGGCUCUACGAAGUCAGAACCGUCUUGCGUUAUCGAAUCGGUAAUCUGGAAAUGAAUAUUAGCACUAUUUCAGCUCUCAUCUUUCAACUAUUUACCACUGUAAUGACUGUUGCAGUUUCCACUGGCACAACUCCGAUGACUACUGAGCCAACGCCUGCGCCGACAAGGACGUCUGCUCCAGGUUGCAGAGAUAGCAUUGUGUGCUCUGCGCUACUGAAAUGGGAUUUCUGUAAUAAUACCAAAUAUGAUGACAAGUUAAGAAGGCAAGUCUGCCCAAAAUCGUGCAAUUUCUGUUAA